UUGCUAUAAAGCGUCGAAAAGGCGCACCAAUGAACUGUCCUCCUAAGAGAACUAACCCAGCUUCUCCGGUUUAGUCUACUAUAAACCGAUUCUUCCCGCAUUGAGGCCAUUCGGAAUCAAGCAGUAUAUCCACACUCCCGCAACCUAACGAUAUAUGUUAAGCCACUAAAGUAGGCAAAUAACCUAUAAGUAAUGAUUUGAUAAACGCACUACAUGGUAGAGGGGUAAAACAUAUGGCUUUUAACGCCGAAAACCUAUCCCCGUUCCCAUAGGUAACCUCUAUGUUAUAGCUUGCCCAACUCCUCGUGUUGUUAAACCGAAAGAUGGAGUUGUCCGCAAGGCCCUUUUUAAACCUUCAAAUCUCGGUGUCUACUAGCCCGCAAAGCCGCAUAUUUAACACUCCUAAAAUUUAUAUAGCCAUUAUCUAGACAAUAUUACCCCGCUAGCACUACAUUGCUGUUUUAUAAUAUUUACUACGAAGUAGAGAGUAGUCAAGAGCAACAAUGGCAACCCUUGAUGGAAAAGUAUUCGCAAUUACUGGUGGUGCUAGCGGAAUCGGGUUUGCAACGGCACAGAUAAUAUCUAAACGCGGUGGGAUUGUUUGCAUAGCCGAUGUUGACCCGGCAGCCAUAAGCAACGCGGAAGAAUACUUUACCAACCAAAAUGCACCCUUCACUGUUACCAAGGUAGAUGUUUCUAAGCGGGACGAGGUUGAAUCUUGGAUCGACGGCAUCGUCCAGAAAUACGGCAGACUCGAUGGCGCUGCUAACGUCGCGGGUAUAAUCGGCAGACAUCAUGGCAUACGAGAGGUUGCUGAUCUCGACGACGACGAAUGGCACAAGAUAAUCGCAGUUAACCUCACGGGGACUAUGUAUUGCUUAAGAGCUGAGCUCCGAAAAAUCGUUGACGGUGGCUCUAUUGUGAAUGUUUCCUCUAUUCACGGGCUUCAAGGGUUUGCCAAACAUGGAGCGUAUGAUGCCAGCAAGCAUGGUGUCAUAGGUCUGACAAAAGCUGCUGCCAAAGAAAAUGGGGUCCGGCAAGUGCGUGUCAACGCGGUGGCCCCGGGAGCCAUAUUUACUCCGCUGAUGGAGAAGAGCUGGAAAAUCCAUAAUCGACCAUCUGAUGCACCCUUUGAUGAUACGGCAGCUCUCGGCAGACAGGGAACGGCGGAGGAAUGCGGCCACGUCAUUGCUUUCCUUUUGGGUCCCGACUCCAAGUAUGUGAGCGGGAGUGUAUAUUCUAUCGACGGCGCGAUGUAGCCCGCAAGCAU
This is a messenger RNA of Daldinia loculata, 1270 nucleotides long. RefSeq names its product 3-oxoacyl-reductase. Lineage: Eukaryota; Fungi; Ascomycota; Sordariomycetes; Xylariales; Hypoxylaceae. The record is from RefSeq and is a predicted model, not a curated record. The transcript is spliced from 2 exons. The coding region runs from base 504 to 1259 and encodes 251 amino acids.